Molecule: messenger RNA, 2370 nt
Organism: Rhododendron vialii
Lineage: Eukaryota; Viridiplantae; Streptophyta; Magnoliopsida; Ericales; Ericaceae
Exons: 3
Coding region: 127-2337 (736 amino acids)
Molecular function (GO): protein binding; DNA-binding transcription factor activity
Source: RefSeq, a predicted model, not a curated record
AGUGGAGAGUGGGACAUAGCUAGUGAAGAUUUCUUCUUGAAUUUGUCGCCCUUGCCUUCCCCUAGGUGGUCGCCUCUACGCUUGACUCCGUCACCACCACGGCCUUUUCUACCCUCGUCCAGUUCAAUGGUCAUGCAGUAUCAAGGGUGUAAUCAAUCCAUGGACGAUCCGCCACAAAAACAAGAGCACGACCACAUCGUCGACCCGCCACCAUACUUGGCCGGAGACUCGGCGCUGUUGCAGCAGCAGCUACGUAAGAACAAUCAGGGCUUUGAAGAAUUGAAUAUGGGUUUUGAAGAAGAAUCCGAGGAGGAGAUGAUGAACUGUUUCUAUUUUCCUCCGUCGCCCACAUAUUUCCCUCUGUAUCGGCAGAUGCCUACUGUUUUUUUCGUUUCUACUAGUAAUAUACAGGACAUCAGCUUGGCGCUGUCUUGUCAGCACAUAAUUGAGGACAAGAGCGGUGCGUUGCAUGUGCUCAACGGGGUGGAACGCAGGCACAUCGUUGACCUGCUGAUCGAUGGCUAUAAAUCUUACGUGGUAAACAAGUUCGGUGAUUUGUAUCAAACAGCAAGGGAGGCGGGCGUGGUGCCCGAAGUUGUGGAGUCGUUGCUGGAUACCAUAGUGGAUGAGCUCACGCGGCGCACCGAUGGCAUCGAAAUGACAUUAAGGCGGAUCAACUGGUUGGAACAACACGACGAGGACAUGGUUGAACAGCCGGUCUUUGAAGUAGUGGGCGUCGCACAGCAACUAAUUCAGAAUAGGGGCGGUGAGUUGGAUGUGAUCUUUGGAGGGGGAGUUUGCAUGAUAAACGGGCUGGAACGCAGAGACAGUCAAGGCAUGCCUAUGACUCCGGAAACAUUGCUUAUUUGUCCGGUCAAGCACUCCGUAAGAUUGUGGCUGGGACACGGCGGCCAAUGGGCGGCCGAGGCUCGUUACAGGUGUAAUCGCCUCAACAUUGGCAGUUUCACAACUGUGGAGGACGCCAUCUCAGCCUAUGAGCUGGUAGGAAGGCAAAGUGGAUGGAUGGAUCUUACUGGUUUCCCUGGACUCUUUGAAAAUGGAAACAGAUCAAAACUGCCACCACAGUUGCCACCAACAGCACAAGAAGAAAAACGAGGUGAGGAUUUUGGAUUGGUGCGCUGCAAUGCCACGGGGAAUGAUGAAAUUGAGGCAGUUGGAACUGGUAGUGAGGGAACGGGGGAAUGUGUAAUGGCAGAUCAAGCUCGGUUGAAUUCCGUGUGUUUGGAAAAAAGGAAAACAAAGGAAAAGAACCCAGGAGGGGAGAAAAGAAACCAGAAAACAAAUGGAGUUAGAAUAGCCAUUCCUCUGGAAAAUAUCUUACAAACCAAGGGAAUGCAUUGUAAAGAUGCUGCAAAGCAUCUCAAAGUUAGCAUCACUAAAUUGAAGAGUUCUUGUCGGGAGUAUGGUAUCCAGAGAUGGCCACCUCACAAUGAACACAAGCUUAUUAGGCAAUCUCUCCCCAAUGCAACUCCCGUGGUUGUCAAUCAAGAGGGAAUCCCACACUUGACUUCUGAUAUUGUGCCUUCUAAUCAAGCCUUGACGGCUACUGUUGACACAAAUAAUUUUUUCGAAAAGGAAAUUCUGCUGCCGCAGCUUUUGCCUACAACUCAACAAGAGAACCCUGAUGUGGGUUUCGACAAUGAUAAAGAUGAGGCAAUUGGAAUGGAGGUUGCGGGAACAAUGGAAGGUGCAAUGGUAGAGGCACAAUUGUAUUAUGGGUGUUCAGGGAAUGGGAAAUGGAAGGAAAAGAGCCCAAGAGGAGAGAGAGGUAAGAACAGAACUACUGGAGUCAGAAUUGCGAUUGCAAAGGAGGAUAUCUUACAAACUAAGGGAAUGCGUCUUAAAGAUGCUGCAAAGCUUCUAGAAGUUAGCCGAUCUACGUUCAAGCGAGCCUGUCGGGAGUAUGGUAUCAAGAGAUGGCCACCUCGCAAGGAAAGCAAGCUUGUUAGUCAAUCUUACCGUAAGGAAUCUCCUGCAGUUGUUGAUCAAGUGGGAAUUCAACUAUUGAAUUGUGAUAUUUUGCCUUUUGAUCAAGCCUUGGCAGCUACUGUUGACACAAAUAAUGUCAUUUUAAAGGUAAGAUGCAUAAACGAUAUUAUAGUGAAGUUUCCUCUUUCUUGGCCUUGGAAAAUGGCAGAGCUAGAGCAACAAGUGGAAAAGAGGCUGAAACUCAAGUCUGGAACUUAUUACAUCAAGUACAAAGAUGAGGAAAAUGAUAUUGUAUGUAUACUUUGCGAUGAGGAUUUACAAAAUUAUAUAUCCAGUUCUACACCGCUGGGCACUAGUUCAAUUGAGGUAUUUCUUGUGCCAAAGUAGCUUAUUAAUUGCGUGUUGACCAAUUUGAAUCUU